Messenger RNA from Phanerochaete carnosa HHB-10118-sp, 2526 nucleotides. RefSeq lists its product as uncharacterized. The coding region runs from base 1 to 2394 and encodes 797 amino acids. Gene Ontology annotation, molecular function: U3 snoRNA binding; GTP binding; GTPase activity. Gene Ontology annotation, cellular component: preribosome, small subunit precursor; nucleus. The record is from RefSeq and is a predicted model, not a curated record. Gene Ontology annotation, biological process: ribosome biogenesis; maturation of SSU-rRNA from tricistronic rRNA transcript (SSU-rRNA, 5.8S rRNA, LSU-rRNA); endonucleolytic cleavage of tricistronic rRNA transcript (SSU-rRNA, 5.8S rRNA, LSU-rRNA). The transcript has 7 exons. Lineage: Eukaryota; Fungi; Basidiomycota; Agaricomycetes; Polyporales; Phanerochaetaceae.
AUGGUACAAGCUACUCAUCAUCACCGGCCGACACUCAAGCAGCAAAACAAGCCGUUCAAGUCGAAGCAUGCCACGAAGGGAUCAUUGAAGGAGGCUGCUAAAGGUAAACUUAACCGGCAGUAUAUCAAAAGCCCACACUCUGCGGCGACCGCGGCGCAGACCCGGCUGAACAGGAAGAACCACGCGAAGCAGGUACAGCUACGGAAGAGACAAGUUCUUGUGUCUGCGACUCGGUUGUUCAGUGGCGUCGAUGGUGUCCCGCGGAUAGUUGCAAUCGUACCUUUGACCCCAGAUGUCGAUACCGCAUCUGUUGUGGCCGCCAUGCAGGAGCCUCUAGAUGUUUCGGACGAUGUCCCUCGACAGGGGCUGUACAGGCUUCGAGCAGACCGCUUCAAGACCUCCCUGCAGUUCGUCAACGUGCCAUACCGACGUUUAUAUGCCGCACUUGAUGCCUGCAAAAUAGCAGAUUAUGUUGUGUUUGCUCUCUCUUCCGAAGUUGAAGUCAACCAAUGGGGCGACACGCUUCUGCGCACCCUCCAGGCGCAGGGUCUGCCGCAGGUCGUCACCGUAGUUGCAUCCUCUCCGCCUAUGGACGCCAAGACGAAGUCUGGCAUCAUGAAGUCGCUUCUCUCCUUCAUCCAGUAUUUUGUCCCCUCGCAGGUUCGAGUAUACGACCUCCAUGCGGCGUCGGACAAGCUCAAUGCUCUGCGCACGCUCUGCGAGGGUGUGCCUGAGGGCGUGAAGUGGCGUGAAGGUCGCGCAUACAUCCUUGCAGAAAAUGUCGCGUGGGCGGACGGCAGCUUGGCAGUCACUGGCUUCGUGCGCGGCUCGUCGCUCUCUGCAAACCGGUUGGUCCACUUGCCGAACUAUGGAGACUACCAAAUAUCCAAGAUCAUGUCUGCGCCCUUACUGAAACAUUCUAGAGGGGGCCAGUCCAGUGCCAUGGAAGUCGAGCCGGAGUUAUUGGCAGAACCGGAUGCUAUGGAUGCGGACUCGCUUGUCUCCAGUAACGAGCCAGACGACCUUGCGAAUGAACAGACUUGGCCGACGGAGGAGGAGAUGGCUGGUGGAUCGCACUUGAUGGACGACGGCCCGAUCCCGGCUGCGAAGAAAGGUACGACGCCCAAGGCCGUCAAGCGCGUGCCGAAGGGUACCAGCUCGUAUCAGGCAGCAUGGAUCGUCGACGAGAGCGACGAAGAGGGCGAAGAGGACGACGAGGACGACGGCGCGGAGGGAAGCGACGCAGGCACGGCGGAGCGGGACGUCGAGGAAGAAGAGAUGGUCGAGAUCGAGGAGGGCGAGAACGCCGAGACAGCGACGGAUGGGCGCCGGAGCGUCGCGUUCCAGAACCACGAGGACCUUGACAUGGAGGAGGAAGGUCGCCAGCUUCAGACAUGGCGGGACCGCAAGCGCGAGGAGGAAAACGACUUGCAGUUCCCGGACGAGGUCGACACGCCGAUGGACGUGCCAGCGCGCGUCCGCUUUCAGCGGUACCGCGGCCUGCGCUCGUUCCGCACGAGCCCGUGGGACCCGUACGAGAACCUACCACGCGACUAUGCGAGGGUCUUCCAGUUUGAGGACUUCAAGCGGACGGAGCGGGCUGUCAGGCGGCGCGCGGAGGAGGAUUCGUCUGCUGCUCAGCCCGGUACUCGCAUCACUGUCUACCUCAAAGAUGUACCUAAGGAGGCCGCUCAGAAACCCUUGUUUCCGUCUGUAAUCUUCGGCCUCCUGCAACACGAGCACAAGAAGUCCGUCCUCAACUUUACCGUGCAGCGCAAUACCGAGUAUGAUGGCUCCGUACGUUCGAAGGAUCCCCUGAUCUUGUGCGUCGGUCCGCGCCGCCUGCGCGUGAACCCAAUCUACAGCCAACACACACGCGGCGGCGGCAAGGGUGCGAAUAAUGUACACAAGUCUGAGCGGUACCUCCGGCAUGGGGAUGUUCAUGUCGCGACGACGUAUGGUCCCGUUGUGUUCGGCUCGCAAUCGUGCAUGCUGCUGAGAGAGACAGCAGACCCUCAAGCCCCAGAGCUCGUCGCAAUGGGCAGCUUCCUUGGCACGGACACGACGCGCAUUAUUGCGAAGCGCAUCGUGCUGAGCGGACACCCGUUGAAGGUGCACCGCAAGACGGCGACCGUGCGGUACAUGUUCUUCAGCGCCGAAGACGUCGGCUACUACAAGCCCGUGCAGCUGCACACGAAGCACGGGCGCACGGGUCACAUCAAGGAGUCGCUUGGCACCCAUGGCUACUUUAAGGCGCACUUCGACGGGCAGAUCACACAGAUGGAUACGGUGUGCAUGUCGCUGUACAAGCGCGUGUACCCGAAGUGGAGCGAGCUCUGGCGAGAGGAUACACCUACUCCUAUGCAGGAUGGCGACGACAGGAUGGAAGAAUAAUGUAAAAUGCAGUGGCGUUGUUCUUGGUAUAUGAUUAUGGGUUGUUGUAACAUCUCCGGAUGUCUGUAUCUAGCUUCCUUGGAAUGCCCCAAUUCAAUGCAGGUACCUCUGAAUUUUAGUACCUAUUUUUUC